Molecule: messenger RNA, 312 nt
Organism: Belonocnema kinseyi
Lineage: Eukaryota; Metazoa; Arthropoda; Insecta; Hymenoptera; Cynipidae
Product: odorant receptor 94a-like
Exons: 2
Biological process (GO): detection of chemical stimulus involved in sensory perception of smell; sensory perception of smell
Cellular component (GO): plasma membrane
Molecular function (GO): odorant binding; olfactory receptor activity
Source: RefSeq, a predicted model, not a curated record
AACAAAUUUAAUAAAACAUUUGAAGAAGUGUUGUUUACCCAAUUUUUGGCAAGCUUGAUUGUUAUCUGCUUCAGUGUGUUUAAAAUUUCAAAGGGAGAUUUUAUCAAUUAUUCUACUCUCAUAAUGCUUUAUACAUAUAUUGUUUGUUUGUUAUCUCAACUCUACCUGUACUGCUUUUAUGGCAAUGAGCUAAUGAUUGACGCGAAUGAAACUAAGAAAAGUCUUCUCAUUUUGAUGAUUCGCUCUAGGAAGCCUAUUUUAAUUUCUGCAUGUUCUGUGACAUCAGUGAAUCUAGAUUCCACAAUAAAGUAG